AUUCGCAAUGUAUGAAACUCGUGAUUGAAAUUAAAAAUUCGCGGUUAAGUAGGAAUAGGAAGUGAUAAAAAGGUAACAGCUAACAAGAACCGCUAUCCAUCCGCUACAGUAGCGGUUACCAGGUUUAGUUGGUAGCUCUGUCUUAUCACUGUUUCCGCUACCAAAGUCUGCUAGUGAAAUUCGCGUUUCUUAGGCGACUCGGGGUUAGGUUUAAUGGUUCCAGCAAGCAGCAAUUCAAUAUCAACAAGGAAGAGACCCAUUGCUUUGUUUUUGAAGAUAAUAAUAAUUUAGUUUAAUAUAGGGGAUUUGGAGAUCGACCAACAGCGCUAAAGUGGUGAAGAUGUGAACUAGUCAUGUCGUGGUUAUAGCUGAGUCCCUUCUGUUUAAAGUAAAAAUGUCUUCACAUUAAAUGUAUUUAUUUUGAUAAUUAUUCGAAUAAUUAAAUUCUAAAAAUGCCUAAAAGCACUAUGAUGUGUUGUGUAGUUGGUUGCAGUAAUAGCUAUCGCAAUACUGAAGGCAAAAGUAUUAUUUUUUAUUCAUUUCCUUGGAGACCUUAUGAGAUUGAGAGGAGAGAGGAAUGGAUUUCCAAUAUUCGAAGAACCAAUGAAGAUGGAACACCAUGGCAGCCGACAAAAAAUUCAAGGGUUUGCAGUGAGAAUUUCAUUGACAAAAAGAAGCAUGAGCACCCUGGACAUCCUGAUUAUGUGCCUACAGUAUUUCCAGUAUGUUAUAGAAAAAGGAAAGCUGAUUGCACCGAAAGAUUUCAGAGACUUCUUAAGCGCAGCAAACUGAACAUUGAGGAAGUAUGUCCUCUGGAUGCAGGAGAAGAUCUUCCUCAGAUCGAAAAUGUCGAAUUUCCUGUUGCUGAUAAACGUUUUGAGGACAAAUGUAUCCAGGCGAGUUAUGCUUACAAAUCAGAGAAAUUUGUAUUUUCCAUGGAAAGAUUUGAGGACUCUGUUGCAACACAAGCAGACAUUUGCUUUCACUCUGGUACCGGCAACAUCCCAAUAGCAACCCGUGAUGCAUCUACAUUUACAGAGGGGGGAGAGCUGAAAAUUGAAGGUUUUUGUGGACUGAAGUCAAUAGCCAAUGAGAAACAGUUGAUAAGUCUUUGUGGAGUGACGUUUCUCAUAUUUAACACUCUAUUAAAAACAAUGAAUAAGGCCACUAGGCAAAAUAUUUCAGAUGAAAAUAGGCUAUUAUUAUUUCUUAUGAAAUUGAAGUUAGGCCUAUCCUAUUCAGCUUUAGGAGUAUUAUUUCAAGUGCACCCCUCAACAGCAGCUUCCGUUUUCAAGCUCUUGACAAAAGAGCUUGCACAAAAAACAAAGAAACUAAUUUUUUGGCCAUCAAGAUUCACAGUAGAUGCAACCAUGCCUACUGCAUUUAAAGUACAUUACCCUGCAACUAGGGUAAUUUUAGAUUGCACGGAAAUAAAAUGUGAGCAACCCUUUAAAAUAGAUCACAGGAAUUUGUUAUAUUCCAAUUAUAAGGGUUGCUACACUGUAAAGUUUUUGAUAGGAAUCAGUCCAAAUGGAUUUAUUUCUUUCCUCUCAAAAUGCUAUGGAGGUAGAGCAACUGAUACCUUCAUAACAAUUGAUAGUGAAUUCCCUAAGGUGUUGGAACCUGGAGACAUUGUUCUAGCAGAUAAGGGAUUUCCAGGAAUACAAACUGCUAUCAACAAUUCAAUCAUAGUUACACCUCCAUUUGUUCAUGGAGGUUCCCUUACUAUUGAAGAAGUAGAAAUUUCUUACAAUAUUGCUAGUAUAAGAAUUCAUGUAGAACGCUGCAUCCAAAGAAUCAAAAUUUUCAAGUUUUAAAAUACGUUCCUAUCACUUUGCUGCCAUUUAUAGAUGACAUUGUCCAUAUUUGCUGUGUGCUAACUAACAUGCAGUCUCCCAUCAUAAAAGUAGAUGACUAAUAAGAUCACAACCAUAGUUGUGUUAUGUGUUCUAGUUAAAAUACAUGCUGUUCAUCUAUAUGCAUAUUAUUAGUUGCUGCUUUUAUGAAUGAUUAUUUGCUCUGUGUCUCACUGUACCAUUACUUGAAAGUGGAAACCCCUUUCAGAAUCUACUGGAUAACAAUAUUUCGCUGGGAGUGAGGAAACCCCAAACCAAACAUUGAAUCAGAGUUCCAAUUCAGCUUGAUGAUACAUGUCAACCACAGCAAAACGGCCGUUACUUCAAUCUGUAAUUUCUUAUGCCUAUUUGGAAAUAAUUCUUAUUAAUCGAAUUGACAUUUGUACUUGAGAUCAAUUAUUGAAAACAAUUAGAAUAGGAACAGUAUAGUCUUAUAUCAUUUAUUUUUUUAAACAAAUUAUUUUCCGCCAUUCAUAUCUGAUUGAACAUUUAUAUUUAUCAAUUAAAUAAAUGUUCUAAAAAUGUUUGUCACUCAAAAUUGUUUACUCCCAUCAGACAAGUGUUAUUUGAAUAAAAAAUUGGAUAUGGAAAAUGAAGGGGGCGAUGUGAGUCUCUCAUUUCUUGUGAGGGGGGCGAUGGACCAGAAAAGGUUGGGAACCACUGUUCUAGACUAUCUAAAAGAUUUUAUAAGGGUUAAAUUGUUCUCUAAAAUGAAUAGAACGAUAAUAAUUGAACUGUGAUAUUGCAAAUUAUCAUAUUUACAAGUGACCAGAACAUGCUUAUGCCUGUUCCUUGAGCUUAUCUAUAUACAUUGGCAACACAAAUUUGAAAUAUGUUUCUUCCAAACUUUUUAAACAAUAUUCAAUGAAUUCUUCAUCUCUAUCAACUAUAAUGCAAAAAGAAUUAACAAAUGUAUAUACAUAAAACAAACAUUUUGGAAGGCCAGUUACAUACAUUAAUAUUUGGAUUUGAGCGUAAUACAUAUGAUAUUUUUUUUUCAAUAUAUAUUCGUUAUUUACAUUUUUUAGAAUGUAUGGCACAGUUGGGCAUUCAUUGUCAUCAACAACCCCUUUAUUUCUCACACUGAAUGGACAUUUUAUUUCUAGUACCAUGGAUGGUUUACCAUCCUUGUCAAUAACAAUUCCAUCAGGUGAGCCACAAAUCCAGAGUUGUUUCUCAUGAAUACAUAGCCCACUGUUGACCAACUUCACUUUUACCACUGCACUGACCUCACUGAAUGCAAUAUGUUCAUUCAUGGGACCAUGUGUUGUGGCUUUGCUCUUAAAACUAGGCUUAUUAUAUAGAUCUUUAAUAAAUUGACUACUUACAUUCUUUCUUUUUAAUAUUUUGUGAGCAUUUGAAGCGGAAAUUCUAAUGCUUCUUUCUUUGAACCAGCCAGAACUCUCACUCUGACUGACAGUAUUCAGGAAAAUGUUUUGCAAUUCUUUUCUUGACACAAAAACAUCGCUGUAAUAAAUAGCCGCCUGCUCAUCACUCAUAUCUUCCCAGAUAUUAUUACUAUGUACAACAAAAUUCUCCUGGUUAUUAAUCAAACUAUUUACAAAAUUGCUUAAUCUAUUUUCCUCCACCAAAUUCAUACAUUUUACAAUUAUAUCACUAAAAAUUCCUCUACAAAUGAUUUGUGCCUCAUUCAUUUUUUCAUAAUGAAGCAUUUGGGAUAGGGGACAAUUUGUUAAUAAAUUACUUAUAUCUAUGUCUUCAGUGUCAAGUUGUGAUACCACUUUUUGUCUCUUCUUGUCUGGGAAUAGAUCUGUAAUUUUCUCCCCUUUUUGUAAAUGUCUUUCGAUGCAUCACUUGGUACUCCCCAUACCUGAGGCAGAGACGUUUUUGUUUUACUCUCUUCUGCAUUCACAAACUGCACAACUGCUGCAAUAUGCUUACAUGCUCCUGCGACUCCAGCCAACAUUCACAACAGCAUUCACUGACUGCCCUUUCUUGAUUCAACUGCAAUAAAAAAGUCAACUUUGAAAUGCAACAUGUCGAAAUAGAGUUAGAAGCAGACUAGAAAUUGAUAAUGGGCUGACACAUCUCACAGACUACUAGGACUGAUGUAGGCUCUCCAUAGAGCCCAAAUAUAUAUGGAGCUUCCUCUACAUGAAAGUGACUAAAAGACUGUAAAUCUUUAAGUAACUGAUAGGCUAGGCGUUGGUUGAGAUUUCCAUUUGUUUAAGUGGUUUGGAAUAUUUCUAUAAAGAAUAUGACAUAGGUAAUAUUACUGUUGAAUUUUGUGCAAUUAUUUAACAGCCAUGGCUGAUUAAUGUCCAAAUUGUUAAAUUGUCUAGUAUUAUGAAAGUGGUUUAGUGACAUGAAAAUUAAAUUUUUAUUUGCUUAGCCUACUACGGUACAACAACAUUCGAUUAAUAAUCUACUCUGCUCUGCCCCACACCAAAAUGUUCAUUUUGAUCUCCACUGCAAAUUCUACCAGACCUAACAUGUUUAGAGUAGGCCUACAUGCAGACUUGUUGAAAAUGUUAUAAGUUAAAGUUUACCUAGUACCUUAAGGUACCUUACCUAGUAUACAUGCUAACUUACUGAACAUUUUUAAAUUGGCUCUUCAAUUUAGGCCCGUUUGCUCAGUAGAAGUUUAACUAUAAUUCCAGUUUAAACCAUCAGCUGACUCAAUUGAAACACAUUAUAAUAAAUGCAACCAUAGCUUGAUUUAAUCCAGUUUUAAUUUAAACUUGGUUUAAACUGCUACUGAGCAAACGGGCCUAAAUGUUGUUUCUAUACAUAUAUGGUAUUAUACAGAUAACAGAACAUACCGAAAAUAUGAUACCAUACCGUACUCGGUUUCUACUUGACUUUCAUGCAUUUCAAAAUUGAUUUAAUAAUAUUAUAGGUACGGUAAUUUGUUUUCAGCAUUGAGUGUAGGCUAACAUAGCCUACAUUAUAAAAUUUAUCAGUAAAAUAACUUGCAGUCAAUUUUUGAGUAUUUAUUAUAAAUAAACAUAUAACACUCAAGUCCAGAUGAGUUUUAUAUGUAACUACCGUAUUCAUAAUAAAUACCGUACUUACACAAAAAAUGAUUGCAAGUCUUUAGGCCUAUUUUACUGAUAUAUAUCAAAACACGGUUAUUCAUGGAUAGGUACCUAAUUUACAUUCUACAUUAUAACCUUGCUUGUACAUUAUUUCCAAAUUAAAAGAGAAAGCGGUUUAAAUGAUAGGCCUAUAAAUUCAAGUUAUAACUUACCUUUAUUAUAACAUUGUAUGGUGUGGCAUUCACACUAGUUUGUCGAAUAACUUUUCCCCUUAUCUAUUAAUCCUCUACACUCUUCCACAUCAAAAACAUGGCUGCUUUGUAAAAGAUUCUUCCCUUUACUUACAGUAGAAUCUCUCAAAAAUUGCAUGAAAUUGUUUUAAAGCCAGUUUUAAUAACAACAUUUGGGUUGAUUCCUAUGUCAUCCAUUACGAAAACAGUCUGUCGUCUGCAAUGAUAUUCUCAACUAGUACACAAUUCUCUCCGCUUGAGAUCGCGUAAGUCGAUUUUCUGGUCAACUUCGGAUGAAUGAUCUUAACGAGAUUGAAAACGAAAAUAGACCAAACGUAACCAGCUUGAUCAACAUAACGGUUUAAAAAUUCUACUGAUCAUUUUUUAGGUUAUGUUUAGCAGGAUUGUAAGGAGACUAGGUUAUGUUUUAUAAACAAACUGAACAGUCAGGAUGUAACAAAGUACAGUAGAUACAAAAUUAUUCAUAACUUGUUAGGUUUAUUUUUAUAAAUAAGUCCUUCAGCAGAAGACUAAUUAAACACAAACAUAAUAUUGAUGGAUUCGUUUAAAACAGAAAGUUGAAAUGGUUAAUAGUAGGCUAUGAUUAGGCUGUUGAUCACUGUACCAGAUUCUAUCAAAAAAUCUUGUGGGUCGACUGUGGGCAUUAAGACCCAAAUUGAAGACACUAUUAAGGAUUGGCUAAAAUAUGUGACAGUCAGAGUAUUUUCAGUGGAGAAAAAAAACAAUCUAAUUUUGUCGGUAAUUAAAAAUAUUAAGAGAAUAACAAGCUGUGUGAGCUAUGGUUAAAACUUGCUGCUGGGUCUAUCUUGCUAGUUUAGGGCUGGUGAUCACAGUAUCAAGUAUCAGGCACCAAAAUAUAUCACAAAGGCCGCAAAGACAGUUCAUUGUGUGUGUUGUAUCUCAUUCUGCAAAGACAGUGAACAUGUAAUCCUAUAGUUUGACACCGUACACAUCGUUUCACCAUUACCAUAGUAUCCUCUUCCAUUGUAUAAUUUUGUACAUUACAAAUCAUGUGUUCUGUCAUGAAUAAUAACGUGUUUAUGUAAAUUAA
Molecule: messenger RNA, 6157 nt
Organism: Nilaparvata lugens (brown planthopper)
Lineage: Eukaryota; Metazoa; Arthropoda; Insecta; Hemiptera; Delphacidae
Product: peroxynitrite isomerase THAP4
Exons: 6
Coding region: 453-1817 (454 amino acids)
Source: RefSeq, a predicted model, not a curated record